AUGCCCUACGAAGGCCAUCUUAACCAUGUCAUCGUUCGCUGUUCCGGAGAGAAAACCGGAUGUCAGCGCUGCGCUAAUCUUGGACUGGACUGUAUCUUCUCGAUCUCUAGGAUUGGGAAGGUGCCUGGAAAACGAAGCAAAGCCAACCGCGCUGCAGCGGCUGCUGCUGCUGCUGCCGCCGCCACCGCCGUUACCGCUCCCCCAUCUUCCUCGACAGCCACUUCGCUCACGGUGCCCUCGCACUUAGAACCUUCGAAUGAGACGGUUCUUACAUUUCAGUCAUUUCCACACCCGCUCAGGGAUCAAGGUGGGUCGGCGAUGACCUCUUCGGUACGCCAUGCUCCUUCCAGCUUCGCUGCGGAUUCAAUGAUCGCCCCGAUAAUGGUGCAUGAAUAUUCGGGUAACAUACCGUUUUACGCUGGGGACAGCUGUGCUCCGGAGACCCUUUCGCUACCUGACACGGUACCGACUUCAUCGAAUCAUAUUUCCCACCAGCUGGGCCCCAAUCUUGAUCUGGGACUUUCAGAACCCGGCAACUUCUGCUGGACCUCGGAUUUGGAGCCUCUCAGCGCCAACAGCCUUCCCACCCCGGGGCUGGAAAUAUCGGCGAGUAGAGGCCCCCUAAGCCUCGAUCGUCGACUAAGCCACGACUGGGAGAUGGAGACAAACGUGGCCAACGGCAGCCGCGACAACAGUCGAUCUUGUACGACCUCAAUCCGGCAACCCGCAACUCCACCGGAGUACCUAGCCGAUGAAGGCAUAUACCCAGUCAGCGCCCUUGGAAACUUAGGACCAGAAACAAGCUUCGCGGUAUACCUACAACUCCUACACAGUAUUGAACAGACACUCGUCAUGGGCCGCCAGUGCACCAAGGAGAACCCUACACUCGAUGCCGUACUGGCCGCCAACCAGCAAUACCUGACCACCCUUCUGCAGCUGACCGAGAGCCUCAAUUUCGACCAAAUGUACGACGGUCAUCUGCUUUUCACCGUUGCGCUAAGCAAAAUCAUCACCUUGUUUAGCUUCGGAUACCGCGACUUCACCUUGCUAUCAGAAGCCCAUCAAUCUAUGGGCUGCGCAGAGCGUCUAAUCCGCUUCGGCGUAUUUGAGAUCGGCUUCGUUGAACAAAAGGAUAUAUGCCGCGGUAUCUUUCUCAGAGAACUGAAGCGCGCACGAUUGUGCCUAUCCCGACUUAUGGACGUGCUGUGUCGGGAGAAAUUCCCAUUUGCGAGCGGACGGCACGAACGAUUGUGCGAGGAAAUGAAACAGCAUUUGGAUCAGUUAACGACUGCAUUGGAAGCAAGCGAGACAUAA
Aspergillus alliaceus is the source of this 1314-nucleotide messenger RNA. RefSeq names its product Zn(II)2Cys6 transcription factor domain-containing protein. Gene Ontology annotation, molecular function: DNA-binding transcription factor activity, RNA polymerase II-specific; zinc ion binding. Lineage: Eukaryota; Fungi; Ascomycota; Eurotiomycetes; Eurotiales; Aspergillaceae. The coding region runs from base 1 to 1314 and encodes 437 amino acids. Gene Ontology annotation, biological process: regulation of DNA-templated transcription. The transcript is spliced from 2 exons. The record is from RefSeq and is a predicted model, not a curated record.